This is a messenger RNA of Eutrema salsugineum, 1935 nucleotides long. Its product is annotated as meiosis-specific protein ASY2-like. The coding region runs from base 1 to 1935 and encodes 644 amino acids. The transcript has 4 exons. NCBI's taxonomy places the organism in Eukaryota, Viridiplantae, Streptophyta, Magnoliopsida, Brassicales, Brassicaceae. The record is from RefSeq and is a predicted model, not a curated record.
AUGUCUUCUAGCUCUUCGAUCAACUCUUCCUCUAAUCAAAUUCUGCCGGAAGAUCGUCGUGAAUCUUCGGACCCGAGCUCUUCUUCUUCAAAUCCUCAUUCACCGAACUCUUCCCAGCGGGAGAGUAAUCCUCCGCAGCUGGUUCGCAAAAAUUCUAGAACGGCUGGUGCAAAUAGUAGCCGAUCUCGACCGCGAGUUGAAGCGCCCGAGCAACUGGCUACAAGGACUCGUGAAACCGGAGCUCAAGUCGGGCCAAACGUUGGUGGCGUUAAUCACGAGAUCGAGGAGGUUGCGGAAUCUGAAGAAAGGAAUCCCGAAGGAAAUGAUUCUGAAGUAGAAGUUGCCGUAGACAACCUCGAGGCGGUGAACCACGCAUCGCCACCGAUGCCAAAACGAAAAGUCGUCCAUCCUCAUGACGUGCCAUCUUCUUCUCUUUCUCCAGAUGCAGUUCGGGCCGUACUCGAGGAUUACGGGCUCUCAGACAGCGUCAUAUUCAUCAUACCCGAAGCUGGAGAUCGGUCAUGGGACGUUCUUGAGGGCUUUCUUUGUAUCUACUUGACCUAUUUCACGCAAUGCGGGCUCACUCUCCCAAUUCCCUCUCGUCUUAUCGGAUAUUGCAAUCGGCGUGGAGUAGCUCUUACUCAGAUGAUGCCGGCAUCGAUGACGAACUACGUAGGCUUUGUCACCUUAUGUAACGAGCUCAGCGAAAUUCCUACUAGUCGGCUCUUCGAAGACUACUUCUCGGUCAACAUCCACAAGUCUAAACCGUGGUUCUUCGCAGCAAACGCUAAGCCGAAAAAGGACAUCGUUACUGGGGUCAAACCCAGUAAAUAUAACGACUGGGAAUCCCAGUACUUCUUUCUCGAGAUGAACGAUCUCACAGUCGACAAUUCCGACAUUCCAACUCAAUCGGAGUGGAAGAUUCCGAUCUGUCGUCAUCUCCCUAGCAUCCUUCUCAACUCCGGACUCACCUCUGAAUUCCAGUCUGCUUUUAGUGAAGCCGGCAAACGUCGUUGGCCUGAAGUCUGGGAAGAAAUUCUACAACGCCGAGCUAAGAAAUCAGCUUCUGUCAUGGAACCGAAGCCUCUGAAGCCAAAAAGUCGAGCUAACAAGCCUCGAGCUGCUCCAAGAUGGAAAGUGCCAAAACCGCAAGCUAGACGAACUCGAUCUGCAAGAAUGCUUUCGCUUGACGAGAUCCCUACUCUGUUCGAUGAGGAGGAGCCGAACGAUGCAGCUCCGAAUCCCGUUCCUGCUGCUGAAGGGAUUAAUGAGCAGCCCGAAGAACUGCCGCUAGUUGUGAACUCGCCUGACCAAGUCAGUCAGAAGAAGCUGAAAAAGAGGAAGUCCUCAAAGAAGGUUAAGAGGAUCGAAGACUCUUCUCGAGUGCAAGAUGCUACCGCCGAGCUCGACCCUCCAUUGGCUGCAACAUCAGACCUUGCUGUUCCUCAGGAUCGAGCUGAAACUUCCAACACCCGGAAAAGGCAAGAAAGAGGUCGUGCCAGAGAUUCUCCGGAGCCAGAGCCGGCAAAGAGGGCUAAAGUCUGCUUCGACUAUGAUGAGGAGACUCCUUUUGAGGAGAAUGUCGAUGCGCCGACCUCUAUCACAAGAUCUCGACUGAGGUCCCGAGUCUCCCGGCAAUCUCCGAACUCUGAUUUCCCAACCUGUACAAAGGGAUCGCACCUCGCCAGCCAGACAAACAAUUUGGUCGCAGCGUAUGAGGUUGCUCUGUAUGACGAGCAAGUGAGGGUCGCCAAGCUAGAAGAAAGGAUUUAUAAGGCGGAGGAGCGUCUUGCCACCGAGCUCCAAAUUGACGAUACUCUUCACACCAGUGUUGACCUGCUGAAGCAGGAGAGUUCAGAGCUGAAAGCUGUGAGAGCCGAACUGACCGAGGCGCAUGGCUUACUUUCUCGGGAAUUCGAGAAAGAUAAAGAAUGA